ACUGCUGGCUCUUAUUUCAAUAAUCAAGAAGACCUGAACAUUGUUGUGCAAGUUGGUACUCCGGGCUUGCAGGGCAUUACGGAGAUUACAGAUAUCAUAUUCAUGACACAAGGACCAACUGCAGGCACCAUUGUCAUGGAGUGGAAUGUCCAUGAUCCCUUUGAUCAACAAGGAGCUGCAGGAAUGUGGGAUUCACACAUCUGGCGAGUUCCUUUUAAUCUCAUUUGGGUCCAUCCCCUGAUCUAUGGGGAGUGCCCUUCAGGAACCUAUAGUUCUGCAUGUUUUCCAGCUUUCCUUGAUUUACACAUAACCUAUGGUGCAACAGCUCUUGAGGGAACAUGGGUUUGGCUAGCAGAUUAUGAUCUCGACGGCUUUGAUCAGCUAACCCUGUUCAGUGGAAGAGGCAUUCUGUCACACUCUCAGGGUCCUGUACUAAGAAUCUUAUGGUACGUCUCUUAUUUUCAUUUGAACUUUGUGGGCCACUCAACAUUAAUUCCAGACCUCCACCCUCUACAGAAUGCCUGUCACAAAGCAAUAGUCCAUCUCACCACUCACCUGAAAUCACACCCUCUGUAG
Suillus subaureus is the source of this 576-nucleotide messenger RNA. RefSeq lists its product as uncharacterized. The transcript has 3 exons. The record is from RefSeq and is a predicted model, not a curated record. Lineage: Eukaryota; Fungi; Basidiomycota; Agaricomycetes; Boletales; Suillaceae. The annotation marks the transcript as partial.